Messenger RNA from Aspergillus uvarum CBS 121591, 1599 nucleotides. RefSeq names its product fungal specific transcription factor domain-containing protein. The transcript is spliced from 7 exons. Bases 1 to 1599 code for a protein of 532 amino acids. NCBI's taxonomy places the organism in Eukaryota, Fungi, Ascomycota, Eurotiomycetes, Eurotiales, Aspergillaceae. Gene Ontology annotation, molecular function: DNA binding; zinc ion binding. The record is from RefSeq and is a predicted model, not a curated record. Gene Ontology annotation, biological process: DNA-templated transcription.
AUGGGGCAGCAUAUGCAUCAGCAUGUGCAUGAUGCUGGGAUUAGGUUCCGCAGCCCGGAAACUCCCGUCUAUGCUGCCCCCGAGGAUGCCGCUUGCUACAUUGCCGCAUAUUUCCAAGCUCUGCAUCCACUCGCACCUUUCCUCGAUCGCAGUAAGUUCGAGCAACAAGCUUUUGGGCCUCGACUGGCGGAGCUACUGGCAGAGAGUGCCCCCUUUAGUGCGUUAUAUCAUACAGUUUUGGCAUCGGGAUGUCAAUACACAGAAGGUGGCUCCUUUAAGCCGGGGCAAGGAAAAGCGUGGAAGUAUUUUCAGGUAGCAUUGGGACUAUUCCCAAGUCUCCUUGGUCCUUCCGAAGGCCUGUUUAAUGUUCAGGCCCUGACAGCUAUGGCGCUGUUUGCAUCCAGUUUCUCUUGUGUGCAAAUAGGAGAGACUUUAAUCUCAGAGGCUGCAAGAAUGGUGCAGGUCCUAGGUUACAACGCAGCCUACAUACCGACAGAGGACGAAAAGCUCUGCCACAGGGUGUUUUGGGUAAUAUAUUGGCAAGAACAAGUGACAUGCUUCUUUCGAGGACGUGCUUCAAUGAUCCCCGAGUACGACAUAGGCUGCCCUGUGCCAGAUGUGCCAGAGUCGGUAAUUGGCCAGCUGGACUGGCUUUUAACCACCGCACGCCUCGGCCGGUUGAUGUCAAGAAUGUAUAAGCGCCUCUUCUCCGUGAGUGCGGUACAGACGCCGAAAGCGGAACGAAUUGCAGCCAUCAAUUCGAUGUCCGCCGAAUUAGAAUCAUGGGCUUGCUCCAUGAGCCCAGAGUUCCGGCCCAGUCAACCCUUCCGGUCUGCGAAUUUCAGCAAUUCAUGUGCACAUGAGAUGGUACUUCAAUUGCGCACCAUUUAUCAUGCCUUGUUGAUGACCCUGUGUCGACUUCGAAUCCAUCUCACCGCCGCUCAACCGGGUGAACCCGACCAGGAAACCAAGCGCCGACUAAUGGAGACAGCACGAGCUGUGAUCUAUGACUGCCGCCACAUUGAUCAUGAAGCGCAUGUGCCUGUGUGGGAGCUCGGCAUUGUCCCCAUCUCCGCGGUCUUCGUCAUCUUCGACUUCGUCAUACACAACCCUUUCCAUGCAGAGACCAACACCAACCUCGCCUAUCUGGACAUAGCAGCCGGGUUCUUCAGCCGGUGGGAUAUCAGCGAUAAGGACACCUUGCCGCCGACGACACCCGCCGAGUUCUCCCACAUUGCGCGUGAGUUCGUGCAGAAUCUACGCGCCAGGUCGCAACAACAGACAGAUGCCUUGGGCAACACCACCAACACCACUCUUGAUCGCCGCAGAUUAGAGCAGAACGUACAAGCGCCGACUUCUCAGCCACCCCGUGAUCCGCAAAGCGCUGCUGAUUCCAGCAAUACAGCUACAUUGCGAUUGAAGAAUGACGAAGCAGCCUCCCUCACUGAACACUUCAACACCUCUGCGACGAACCCAGACUAUCUCUUCUACCCCGAGGAUCCAUUGCAACCGAUCUUGGGCACCUCGAUGUUCCCGACCAUGGACCUGGCGUUCAUGUUCAAUGCUGCUCUGUGGAGUCCGCAAUCUUCAGGACCUUAG